GCGGGCGAGGAGUGCAGUCGGUGACCGCGACGCGCUCGCGGCUCUGCAGCUCCAGCUCCCGCGAAGCCUGUUGCUCGCUCCUCCCGGCCGCCGCUUCCCGCCAGGUGCCCAGGAGCUGUCGGCCGGAGGAGCUGCGGCGCGUGGGCAGACCCCCGCCCUCUCCCUCUCCCCGCGCACAGGUGGACCCGAGCGUCUCCGAAAGCGCGGGCGCGGGGAAGCCACCCCGUGCGCCCCGGACCGCGCGCCGAGACCCCGGGCGCCGAGCGGCGAUGAACGCGACCUUCCUGAACCACAGCGGCCUGGAGGCGGCGGGCGGCUUGGGCGGCGGGGCCGCCCUGGGGAACCGCAGCCACGGGCUGGGCACGUGGCUGGGCUGCUGCCCCGGUGGCGCGCCACUGGCCGCCAGCGACGGGGUCCCCGUGGGGCUAGCGCCUGACGAGCGCAGCCUGUGGGUGUCGCGCGUGGCGCAGAUCGCCGUGCUCUGCGUGUUGUCGCUCACCGUGGUCUUCGGCGUUUUCUUCCUGGGCUGCAACCUGCUCAUCAAGUCGGAGAGCAUGAUUAACUUUCUGAUGCAGGAGCGCAGGCCCUCCAAGGACGUGGGCGCCGCCAUCCUGGGGCUGUACUGAGCGCCGCCUCGGCCCGCCCUCGCCAGUGUGGCUGGAAGGAGACGGAGAAGGGAACCCAGGGCCCUCGUCCCCCCUCUCCUGGCGGGCAGCGCGAGAGGCAGCGACGUGCCUCGGGGCGUCAGGGUCCGGGACACUGCGGGACUCCAGACGGCAGCGCGGGAAGGGACUUCCACACCGGGCUGGGUCCUGCGUGCGCUCCAGCGUAGGAGGAUGGGAGGGCAGGCGAUGGGGUUCUUAACUGUUUUUUGGAAGGAAGUUCGGGACAGGGUGGGAGAGAUUGUGGGAUGCAACUUGGGGCUGAGGUCACUCGUGCGGGAGUUUUGUGUGUAUGUAGGUGGAGUGGAGUGGGGGCGAGUUAUGAGCAACGUGGUGGGAGGCGGGGAGAGUUGUUGACGAAUCCGAGCAGCUGAGCUUGCUGGCCUGAUUUUGCUUUAGAAAAGAAAUCUUGUAAUAAAACUACAGCCGUCGGGCAUCCGGCGGCUUCCGCCCGCA
This is a messenger RNA of Vicugna pacos (alpaca), 1118 nucleotides long. It is a transcript of the gene RPRML, whose product is annotated as reprimo like. NCBI's taxonomy places the organism in Eukaryota, Metazoa, Chordata, Mammalia, Artiodactyla, Camelidae. The record is from RefSeq and is a predicted model, not a curated record.